AUGGUACUUCAUGUUCAGAGGGACACUUUCUGGCUGCUUCCUACCAUUUUCUUGACACUGCUCCUGCAGCUUCCUGCUUCUGUGUGCAGGACAGACGAGCUCAUCUGCUUCCACAAAAUCAGCCCCAGCCUCAGGAGAGAUGGGGACCUGGUCAUUGCAAGCUUUCUCUCUCUGUAUUCAGUGAAAGUCAGUCAUGUCACAGGAGCAGCACUUUUUACAAAUCAGCCUAACAAAGACUGUAGGAAUUAUCAGUGGCUGCAUAAAAACUACCAGCAGGCCAUGACCAUAAGGUUUGCUGUGGAGGAGAUCAACAGGGACCCUUUUCUGUUGCCCAACAUUUCUCUGGGAUUCCAGGUCUACAAUGCCUACCACAGUGAUGAGAGGACCUUGGAGAGCUCCCUGCGGUGGUUGACAGGAGGUGGUCAGCUAGUCCCUAACUUCAGCUGCAGAGGGCAGGACAAGUCUGUGGCUGUCAUUGGAGGAGCCACAUCAGCUCUGUCUGUCCAGAUGGGGACCCUGUUUGAGCUCUACAAGUUCCCACAGCUUACUUUUGGCCCUUUUGAUCCCAUCCUGAGUGACAAGGCCCAGUUUCCUUCUCUCUACCAGAUGGCUCCCAGGGACUCCUCCUUGCCUCGAGGUGUUGUCCAGUUACUGGUACAUUUUAAAUGGACCUGGGUAGGUCUGGUGAUCACAGAUGAUCUCAGAGGUGAGGAAUUCCUUUGGAAAGUGACAGGGGAGAUGGCAAAGUAUGAUGUCUGUGCAUCCUUCACAGAGAAGAUCCCUGUCAGUGAGAGACGACAUGAAGAAUCAAAGGAGAAUUUCAUGUCCAGGAUCAUGGAAUCUUCAGCCAGGGUGAUUGUGAUUCAUGGUGAUACAGAUUCAUUAAUGAUUCUGAGACAUUCACAAUGGCUCUUUUUGCCAAUAUAUAAGGUGUGGAUCACCACUUCUCACUGGGAUAUCACCAUGAGGCCCAACUCUGUUGAUAAUUACAGUUUCUAUGGAGCUCUCACAUUUACAUACCUGACCAAUGAAGUUCCUGGUUUUAAGUCUUUUCUCAGGUCAAUCAACCCUAAUAAAGACCCAGAGGACAUUGCACUUAAAGAGUUCUGGUUGUCAGCUUUCCGGUGCCAGGAGGAAUAUAUAAAGCUUCAGCUAAAGCAAUGUGCACCAAAUGCCUCCUUGGAGGCUUUGCCUAUAUUCCUUUUUGACAUGACCAUGUCUGGUCUCAGUUACACCAUCUACAAUGCGGUGUAUGCUGUAGCUUGGGCCCUUCAUGAAAAGCUUCUGAGGAAAUCAGAGAUUGCAUCUGAGGAAGGUGGAGAAAUCUGGGUGCCUCCUCCUUGGCAGCUCCACUCCUUUCUGAAGGAUACUCACUUUAACAACAGUGCUGGUCACCAGGUAUUUAUGGAUGAGAAAAGAAGCUCUGAGGCUCAAUAUGACAUUAAGUACUAUGUGAUUUAUCUUAAUGCUACUGAAUUUCUUCUGAAAGUUGGCCAAUUUCUCCCCAGUGCUCCACCUGGUCAAGAUUUCACCAUGUGUGAGGAAGCCAUCGACUGGGGAUGGAUAGAUUCAAAGGUUCCCUGAUCUGUGUGCAGUGACAACUGUGGCCCUGGAUAUAGGAAGACACUUGAAGAGGGAAAGCCUAUUUGCUGCUUCAGCUGUUCCCAGUGUCCAGAGGGGGAGAUUUCCAAACAAAUUGGGAACAAUAUGGACCACUGUGAGAAGUGCCCAGACGAUGAACAUCCAAAUAAGGAGAGAGAUCACUGCAUCCUAAAGGUUAUGACCUUUCUGGAUAUUGUAGAACCUUUGGGGAUGACUUUGGCAUUGAUAGCUGUUUCCUUCUCUCUCACAACAGCCCUGGUCCUCUGGGUGUUUGUGAAGUUUCGAGACACUCCCAUAGUCAAGGCCAAUAACCGGGCACUCAGCUAUACUCUUCUCAUCUCCCUCACUUUCUGUUUCCUUUGCUCCUUGCUCUUCAUUGGCCGUCCCACUGCAGCUACCUGCCUCCUCAGGCAAACAACUUUUGGAGUUGUCUUCACUGUGGCCGUGUCCUCCAUUUUGGCAAAAACCAUUAUGGUGGUUCUAGCCUUCAGGGUAACAAGACCAGGGAGUAGAAUCAGGAUGUGGGUGCAAUCUAGGGUGUCCACCUCUGUUGUUCUCAUCUGCUCUGGCAUUCAAGUAGUUCUCUGUGGCAUCUGGCUGGGAACUUCUCCCCCUUUCCCAGAUCUGGACCCACACUCUGAAACUGGUCAUAUCAUCAUUCAGUGUAAUGAGGGCUCUGUCAUUGGUUUCUACUCUGUCCUGGGCUACAUGGGCUUCCUUGCUCUGGGAAGCUUUACCAUAGCUUUCCUGGCCAGAAGCCUACCUGACACUUUCAAUGAAGCCAAGUUUAUCACAUUCAGUAUGUUGAUGUUCUGCAGUGUGUGGAUCUCCUUCCUCCCCACAUACCAGAGCACCAAGGGCAAGGCCAUGGUUGUUGUGGAGAUCUUCUCCAUCCUUGCCUCCAGUGCUGGGCUACUGGGCUGCAUCUUUAUUCCCAAGUGUUAUGUGAUCCUGCUGAGGCCAGAAAGGAACACGCAGGAAGGGAUAAAGAAAAAAUUGGAUUCCAAAGGCAGAAAUUAUUCUAGGAUAUUGCCGAAGAAUUCCUGCCAGAGACGUAAAAGAUUUUAA
Messenger RNA from Trichosurus vulpecula (common brushtail), 2670 nucleotides. Its product is annotated as vomeronasal type-2 receptor 26-like. Gene Ontology annotation, molecular function: G protein-coupled receptor activity. NCBI's taxonomy places the organism in Eukaryota, Metazoa, Chordata, Mammalia, Diprotodontia, Phalangeridae. The transcript has 7 exons. Gene Ontology annotation, cellular component: membrane. The record is from RefSeq and is a predicted model, not a curated record. Gene Ontology annotation, biological process: G protein-coupled receptor signaling pathway.